GACAACUUUCAAAGAUCUUCAGAUUGCACUAGGAAUAAUGUGUACUACUAUCUAGAUGACGAUACGACUCCAUUUGUAUCAGUUCUUCCUGUACCUCCGGAUUUGGCCACUCUUAGAGAUUUCAAAAAAGUGUUCACUAAAAAAGGAUUCAAAUACUUCUGCAAGGGUUUGGACGCCGACAUAAAACGUGAGGUGAAAAUAGAACUCACCGAUGAUUCUUCCUCUCUGAAGCGCUCAUCGAAUGGCCUGUUCGAGUUAUUUCUGCACAGUUGUGGUGGUGCUGGUGCGGUACCACGUUCCGGAACUCUUCCUCGAAGAGGACAAACCGACUAUCUGUGCGAACAGUGCGUUUUGUCGGCUUCGACUUAUUUUUUUCUUUUAUUACAAAUUCUACGUAGCAUUUGUUCAGGACGAGCAGGGGAACACCUCGCCGAGCUGUACACUUCUAAUUCUGAAAACUUUUACAAGUACGAUGAUUCAACUAGGUUUUCGGCAACUGCAUCUUCUUCACUCUAUGAGCCACUGUGUGCUAAUGGUGGCUAUAAUGAUGGAGGCAAAGUUCGAAGACGAAAACCGCGGAAAGAACGUUUCAGGAAGGCAUAUGUACCGAGUACGAUUAGUUCAAUUACAGAGAGCAGCUUGUCCCUCCCGCGGAUUCUAGAAGUAAAUCUGUCAAUGAGGUCCACACCCUACCUCGGUAUUUCUGUUGGAAGCUUCCAGGGUAGCAUUCUAGUGAGCGAAAUCUUACCAGACGGCGCUGUUGCAAAGGACGGUCGUAUAGAAGUCGGAGAUCAAAUUGUUCAAGUGAACAAUCGAUCGUUUGAAAAUCUCACGGAGGCCCAAGCAGUGCGUGUGCUUCGAGAGGUGGCUGCAGCAAAGAAGCCCCUGACGUUGUUUGUCGCGAAAUAUUCACGAGGUAAUGAUUAUGAUCCUCUUUCAACACUCGCAUCAGAAACGCUUCCGCUUGACGUCUCACUCUGGGUUCAAACCGCUCGACAGCGCAUUUAUCGCGAAAGAGGGCUGUCUGACGAGCUGACGGAGACAUUCGACGAAAAUACGCUAGGCACUAUGAGGGAGACCGACGAUGAAGAGGAACGAGCCCUUUAUGAGCAGAGACGUCAUGGUAUACCUCAAGUCAACAUGGAAGAACUAGAAAGGAGGCGAGAAAAUGAACAAAACGAGCAUAAAGCCACUCAACGUUUGUCAAUAACAAUGGAUCCGGUGAUUAUAUUGAGAGCACUAGCGAAACCUGAUUCCGGCCUUCAAGUGAAAAAUAGGAAGUGGCUUAAAAUCCUUGUACCCAUGUCAUUCAUAGGUCGAGAUCUCGUUGAUUGGUUACUGGAGCAUGUCGAAGACGUAAGUGAUAGAAAAGCAGCACGACAGUAUGCAGCUGAGCUACUCAAGGCUGGACUUAUUCGUCACGUAGUCAGCAAGCUAACAUUCACGGAAAAGUGUUACUAUGUUUUCGGUGGCACCUUGUUUUUAAGAUCGCGAACAUUCCUAAAUUCCCUUCGAACAGGAAAGAUAGAAGCAACUACAGAGGUCACUUACGUGGGUUCACCUGCUCCAACUGGCCAUCACGGUAACGUCUUACGUCCAUUUGGGCAACAGCAGCCUGCCGGACCACAUCAAGUAGCCGAUCAAACGUGGCCGUUCAGCCCGAUCACAGUGUUUGAUUCAUCUAGAAGGUUCAGAAAUGGCUGUGAAAGUCCUAUGGUAGGUAUUAUUCAUUCAAUGAGUAAUUCAAACAAGAAUGAAGUCCAAUCGAUUUGCUCACAUUGUUGUCAUUCAUACUUGAAGUCGAAGUGUGCCCUGGUACUUAUUUCAGAUAGGUUCAAAUGGAGUUUCCUUUGCUAA
This is a messenger RNA of Haemonchus placei, 1857 nucleotides long. Lineage: Eukaryota; Metazoa; Nematoda; Chromadorea; Rhabditida; Trichostrongylidae. The record is from the annotation of a GenBank genome assembly.